This is a messenger RNA of Erigeron canadensis, 1035 nucleotides long. RefSeq names its product endo-1,3;1,4-beta-D-glucanase-like. Gene Ontology annotation, molecular function: hydrolase activity. The record is from RefSeq and is a predicted model, not a curated record. The coding region runs from base 141 to 848 and encodes 235 amino acids. The transcript is spliced from 7 exons. NCBI's taxonomy places the organism in Eukaryota, Viridiplantae, Streptophyta, Magnoliopsida, Asterales, Asteraceae.
ACAUGACACGCUAAAAAAUCCAAAUUCAAAAAAGGUAGUAGACACUAGACAGUAGUAGUAGUGUGUCCCAUAUAUAUUCCCACCCAAUCAUUCGAGGAGUUGACCAAAAUCCAGUUCCAGUUGCUACUGUAUUAUUGAAAAUGUCUGGCCCACAGUGCUGUGAAAACCCUCCGGCAGCCUCUUCCUGCGGUGAAUCUGGCGAGGUUUUGCAGAUAGCAUCUCUUAAUACUUAUGUCACAGGCAACUCUGAUCUGAAAAGUGCUGUUGUUCUUGUUUCAGAUGUUUUUGGUUAUGGGGCGCCAAAGUUAAGGAAACUUGCAGACAAAGUUGCAUCUGCUGGAUAUUAUGUUGUUGUACCCGAUCUCUUGCAUGGUGACCCCUUGACUCCUGAAAGUAACAUACAGGAAUGGCUAAGUAAUCAUGCACCGGAGCAAGCAGUUGGACAUGUGAAGCCGCUUAUCCAUGCUCUCAAAGAAAAGGGUAUAUCCAAAGUUGGGGCUGCAGGUUUUUGCUGGGGUGCCAAGGUCGUUGUAGAGCUAGCAAAGGAUGCUGAUGUACAAGUUGCUGCACUUUUGCAUCCUUCACUUGUCACUUUAGAAGAUAUCAAGGGUGUUAAAGUUCCUAUUGGGAUACUAGGUGCUGAGAUCGAUCAACGAUCUCCACCAGAAUUAAUCAAAGAAUUUGAGGCUGCUCUAGUAGCCAAAUCCGAGGUUGAUUGCUUUGUGAAGAUAUAUCCUGGUGUAACACAUGGUUGGACCGUGCGAUAUAACGAUGAAGAUGCAGCUGUGGUGAAAUUAGCAAAAGAGGCUCAUCAGGAUCUUGUGGACUGGUUUCGCAAGUGUAUUUAAACAUACCAUUAAAGCCUGUAAAAACCGAACCAUGUACUAAAAGAGAGAUGAAAAGGUUUGAAAAGGUCCAUCACAAUCUAAAUAAAGUGUGUUGAAGAUGUCAUUUCACAUCUUAAACUCCUUGUAAUUGUACUUGUCUCCGUAGACAAGCUUUCAUGUAAUGGAGUAUGUUUUUGCUAUUGCUAUA